AAUCUCAGCACAAUCCUCAUAGGGUUGUUAACCUAAUUCCCCAUUCCCCUCUUCCUUGUCUCUCACAGGCGCCGCCAGCAGCAGCAGAAAUGACAACCCGUUUCAAGAAGAACCGUAAGAAGAGAGGCCACGUCAGUGCAGGACACGGCCGUAUCGGGAAACACAGGAAGCAUCCAGGUGGUCGUGGUAAUGCUGGUGGUAUGCAUCAUCACCGUAUCCUUUUCGACAAGUACCAUCCAGGUUACUUCGGUAAGGUAGGUAUGCGUUACUUCCACAAACUCCGUAACAAGUUCUAUUGCCCAACUGUUAACAUCGACAAGUUAUGGUCACUUGUUCCACAAGAAGUGAAGGAUAAGGUUGCUGCUGGUAGUACUAAAGGGACUGCACCUGUCAUUGAUGUUACUCAGUAUGGGUAUUUUAAGGUUCUUGGAAAAGGUGUUUUGCCCGAAAAUCAGGCUGUUGUUGUGAAGGCUAAGCUUAUUUCCAAGAAUGCUGAGAAGAAGAUUAAGGAGGCUGGUGGUGCUGUUGUGCUCACUGCUUAGGUUUGCCUUUUUGAUUACUAGUUUUUGGUUAUUUUAUAUUGCCUUAUCUCGGACUUGUCGUAGUUGUUAUUUUCAGUUUUGUUUUUUUAUUAUCAAGGGAUGUUUAAACCUGUUUUUUGCUUUGAAAUACAUUCGGAUAUUGACUAUGCUUUUCGCUGGUUCAAUUGGAUGAGAUCUUUCCUUA
Lycium barbarum (goji berry) is the source of this 726-nucleotide messenger RNA. RefSeq names its product large ribosomal subunit protein uL15x. The record is from RefSeq and is a predicted model, not a curated record. Gene Ontology annotation, cellular component: cytosolic large ribosomal subunit; ribosome. Gene Ontology annotation, molecular function: structural constituent of ribosome. The coding region runs from base 90 to 542 and encodes 150 amino acids. The transcript has a single exon. NCBI's taxonomy places the organism in Eukaryota, Viridiplantae, Streptophyta, Magnoliopsida, Solanales, Solanaceae. Gene Ontology annotation, biological process: translation.